AUGUUACAAUGUCUCAAGUCCACCCUUGCUGAAAGCUUUGCCGUUCGUGUCGUUCUUACUGACAGGGAGUUGGCCCCGAUGAGAGCUUUGAAGGUUGUUAUGCCGGAAGCGAAACACCUGUUGUGUAGGUACCACAUAUGGCAAAACAUAAUCAAGCACUACGAACCGGCAUUGCGGAUGAAGAAAGAUGUUAACAUUGACAAGCUUAAGGACUGGUGGAAAAAAGUCUAUCAAUCUCGGACUUUUGACGAGUUUAAGUCACAUGAGAAGGAGUUAAAAAAUAAACUUGCAGCUUUUCCAGGCGUCUACAAGUACCUGACCGAUAAUUGGUUGUCCCCGUACCGAGAGCAGUUUGUGUCCUGUUGGGUCGAUGGACACCUCAACUACCAAAACCACACUACAAACAGAGUUGAGGCCGAGCACCACCUACUGAAGGAAGAAUUGAGGGGGAAAUGCACAUUUACUAGAAUCCUGCAAUGUGUUGAUUCUGUCCUGAUCGGUCAAGAGACAAAAAUAAGGGGCCAACUGGGGUACAACAACGGGACCCGGAAGGGGAGUCAUAAUUACAACUGUAUGAAGGACCUGUUGGGAAAGUUUUCACAUAAAGCUUUGGACAUCAUGGCUGGUGAAAUCGUACGCUUAGACAAAGUCCUUAAAAGACACGUAAAAAAAUGCGGGUGCAAGGUUCAGUCAAGUUGCGGGCUACCAUGUGCCUGCAAGAUUGUCGAGUACAUGCAGAGCGCGACUCGUAUUCAGCCUCAUGUGAUAGACCCAUUUUGGAGAAAACUUGACUUAACACCGUGGACAUGCGUAGAAGACGAAGAUGAUGAAGACGAUGUCCAUAAAGUCGUCGAUGGUCUUACGAAUUUCUUGGAUCAGCAACCCAAGGCCCAAAAGAAACAUUGGUUGUCAAAGAUUAAAGACAUGUUUAAGCCCGGUAAGACACAAGUGAAAGAUCCUCUUGUUCAAAAGAGCACACGCGGAAGACCAGUCGGGUCGAAACAAAAGCCGCCAAAGGUGUCGGGUUUCAACAAAAAACCCACCAUGGCUUCGAAAAUCCAAGUCCAGUCGACCGAGGGAAGACAAGGUGCCCGAUUUGAACAAACCCCCACCUGCACAACCCGCCAGACAAAGGCACCACCGACACAACCUAACUAUGCACCCAUAUAUGAAACAACGCAAGAGCAGGUGUCAGAUCCAGAGUCAGAAGCAAAUUCCUCGGCCAGUUGGGUUGGGUCUGUUGCGGAACCGUAUAACGCCAGUCUGUCCAAAAAUUACGAUUGGGUAGUAGAUGAGCUACCAUUGUACUUAUGCCCGUACGUUGUAGGCGCACAUAAUGUCAAAGGAAAUGGUAAUUGUGGAUUUCGAGCUACCGCUGUUGCUUUGGGGCUAGAUGAGGAGAUGGGUGCAGAGUGGGUUUGUACGCAGAUGCUCGCGGAGUAUGAAUCUGACCUCGAUGGGUAUAUGCGAAUGUUUGGGCAAACUGAGGGCACCCGCAUGUUGUCGGCGCUGCGAACAUCUUAUUAUGGAAGAAGCCGACCCAGAGAUCAUUGA
Erigeron canadensis is the source of this 1554-nucleotide messenger RNA. RefSeq lists its product as uncharacterized. Lineage: Eukaryota; Viridiplantae; Streptophyta; Magnoliopsida; Asterales; Asteraceae. Bases 1 to 1554 code for a protein of 517 amino acids. The transcript has 4 exons. The record is from RefSeq and is a predicted model, not a curated record.